Molecule: messenger RNA, 2163 nt
Organism: Drechmeria coniospora
Lineage: Eukaryota; Fungi; Ascomycota; Sordariomycetes; Hypocreales; Ophiocordycipitaceae
Product: Golgi membrane protein
Exons: 3
Coding region: 1-2163 (720 amino acids)
Biological process (GO): intra-Golgi vesicle-mediated transport
Cellular component (GO): Golgi membrane
Source: RefSeq, a predicted model, not a curated record
AUGGCGGAACCAUCGGAAGAAUCUACAACAUCGGCAGCGGCCGUGGUAGCGCCCACGAGCCUCACGGAGGGGAACAAGUUCAAGCAUGCCAUUUCGGCGUGGCGAAGCGUCGACCUAACGACCUUGUCCGCGAAUCUCGACGACGUCGCAUCCGUGAUUGUGACCUAUCAGCGCGACUCUCCCGUCCAACGCAAGGACCUGGCGCAGAGGACGAAGGAGUUCAGGAAACUAGACGACGCGACCAAACUGAGCGAGUUCAAGGGACUUCUGAAAGCCUACCAAACAUUCAUCGAUCUUCUGGCAAAUCACUCCAGAACGGUCAACUCUGCCUUCUUGCAGGCGUACACGUCGAUAUCGAAUGCCCCCGACCCAUACCCCCUCCUUGAAGCUUCGGUAGAUGCCAUGCUUAUUUCGGAGGACACGCUGCCGAAGCUCACCGAAGAGAACCAACACCUUCAAGAUAGUGUGUCAAAGCUUACUGCCCAGUUGGAAGAGGCUGAAUCCAAGCUCCAGACGGAGCGCGCGGCGCGAAUGGAACUGGAGGAAAAGCUCGACGCUCGAGUCAAGGACGUUGAGGCUUCGUGGGCAGCCGUCUUGGACGAGCGAAAGGAUAACUGGGAAGCCAAGGAGAAGAGCCUGGAAAGCAAGGUGGAGACGCAAGAACGUCUCUUGAGCGAAAUGCGUGCCAGCUACGAAGUCAAUCAGAGGCUGGGGAGGAAUGGGGAAGAAUUGGAAGCCAAGCGCGGCGAGGUUCGCAGUGCUGAGCUGGAGAUGCUUCACUCGGACCUUGAGCGGACUAGCUCUAGGCUGGCCGAUGUUGAAGCACGAAACGAGCAAAUGAGACUGGAGUUGGCUCAGGUCAAGUCCUCGGUGCCAUCUCAAGCCUCGAAAACUCUGGAAGACGACCCCGGCUACAUGCGGGUGCGGUCCGAGAAUUCUUCGCUGAUUCGCAAGCUCGACACGACCCGAAUGGAAAAGGAGAACCUCAAGCGAAAUCUGGACACUCGUUUACGGUCAUUGGAGCGCGAAGUGACGCUGCUUAGCAACGAAAGGGAGUCCCUCAAGGCCAAGGUAAAACAGUACGGUGAUUACGAUGAAAUCAAGCAGGAGCUCGAGAUUCUCAAGAGCAUCGAGUUCUUCACCGGAGACGAUGACGAUGGUCGUGAGCUUCAUGGGGGCGCUGGAAAGGGCGAGACAUUGGAGAAGCUGCUGAUGUCGAGGAACAAGCGGCUGGGCGACGAGCUCACCGUUCUUCGUGUGUCUCAUCAGGAGCUUCAAUCUAGGCUGGAGGAUCUGCAGGACGAACUUUCGAGGACGAACGCCGAACUCGAAAAAUCUCACAACCUCAAUGAGAAACUCGAGGGCGAUCUCGAGAGCAUGCAUGCCGAAGGGGCGAAUGCUUUCCCGUCAGGUGCGUCGGUUGCCGGCACAUACAUAGCCCGGGCGCAAAAUCGAAGGGGCGGCCGGGUCUCCCCAACCUCGUCCAUCAUCAGCGGCAUGGAUCCACGAAUGGGUCCAAGCGAACGGGAACCGAUGGGGGGUGGCUCAGGUAUCCUACCCAUGGUCACGGCCCAGCGGGAUCGGUUCAAGCAGAAGAUUGUGCAGCUGGAACAGGAGUUGUCCGAGACGCACCGGACAUUACAGCAGGUGCGUCAUGAAGUGGCCGCGUUGCAGAAGGACAACCUGAACCUGUACGAGAAAACCCGAUAUGUGUCGACGUACAAUCGGGGAGGUGCGAUGACAUCGUCGUCAUCAGCACAUGCAUCGAACCCCAACCCUUCGUCCGUGUCGAUGUCGGCGAACAAUGGCUCCGGCACAUCGCUGGACCGAUACAAAAAGGCGUACGAGACGAACAUAUCGCCAUUCGCGGCCUUUAGAGGCAGGGAAUCCGCGAGGGCCUAUCGACGGAUGAGCUUUCCAGAACGGGUCGUCUAUUCCAUCACGCGGAUGGUACUGGCAUCCCGGGCGAGCAGGAAUCUGUUUGCAAUGUACUGCGUGGCCUUGCACGUCGUCGUCUUCUUCUCCCUCUACUGGCUGGGAAGUGCAGACUUGGAAAGGCAUGUUAGCAAUCUCGGACAUGCUGCUGCAGCGGCGGGUCAAGGAAGCUCGGCGCAUGGAGAGCCGAACCGCGGGAAGUGGGAAGCGGAUGGGUUCAACGGGUAA